GGAUGUUCUGGAUAGAGCUGAGGUUGUAGUUCAAACAGCUUGCAGUGUUGGAAGCGAUCAAGAAAAGAUGCUUUUUAUUAGAAAAAUCGCCUUCUUGUUGGCAAUCAUUUUGAUCUCAUCAAUUGGACAAGGAUAUUCCGAAUCAGAACCUCUUCUUUAUCCAUACGGACCAUCUGAAGGUGACAGAACUACUCCAGUGGAUGAUGAUGGGGCGUCUGAUAAUGUUCCAAUCUCAGUGGCUUUUAAAUUCUUCAGUAAGGAAUACAAAUCCCUCUAUGUAAAUAAUAACGGAGUGAUUUCCUUUAAAACGGCCGUUUCCCAAUACACACCAGACGCUUUCCCCCUGACCCAUGGAGAAACAUUUGUGACCCCAUUCUGGGGAGAUGUGAACAAUGAAUUGUCUGGGAACGUGUAUUACCGGGAGAGCACAGAUGACAAUCUGCUGAAAAUGAUAACCAAAGACAUGGAAAAGCAUCUACCAAGCCAACAUUUCACUGCAAAAUGGGCCUUUGUUGCCACAUGGGACAAAGUGGCCUACUUCGGGUCAAAAUCUCACAAGGUUAACACAUUCCAAGCUGCCCUCACAACUGAUGGGUUCAGAUACUUCAUCAUCCUGAAUUAUGGUGACAUCCAGUGGACAACAGGAGAAGCUAGUGGUGGUAAUCCCCUUACAGGUCUGGAAGGAUUACCAGCUCAGGCUGGAUUCAAUAGUGGUGAUAAUACUCACUACUUCAAUAUCCCUGGGUCCAGAACUGCAGAAGUCCUGAAGAUUAAGUCAACCUCUAAUGUCAACUAUCCAGGUCGAUGGAUCUUUAGAGUCGAUGAUUUUCAAGUUCCUGGAGGCUGCUUGUUCAAAUCCAGUUUUGCCAAAGAAGGUGAAGAGUUUUGGACAGAUUCCACCUGCACCACCAAGUGUCUGUGUAAAGCUAGCGGGGACGUUCCUUGCGCUGAUGAAUCGUGCUCUGCGUCUGCCGCCUGUGUACCCUCAGGGUCCUUCUUCAAGUGCAAAGAAAAAGAGAAAGUUUGCUUUUAAAACCGUUUUAUUCUUCUAAACUACUAAAUCU
Molecule: messenger RNA, 1064 nt
Organism: Pelobates fuscus (common spadefoot toad)
Lineage: Eukaryota; Metazoa; Chordata; Amphibia; Anura; Pelobatidae
Product: alpha-tectorin-like
Exons: 8
Coding region: 68-1033 (321 amino acids)
Biological process (GO): cell-matrix adhesion
Source: RefSeq, a predicted model, not a curated record